Messenger RNA from Branchiostoma belcheri (Belcher's lancelet), 1669 nucleotides. RefSeq names its product histamine H2 receptor-like. The coding region runs from base 308 to 1669 and encodes 453 amino acids. Gene Ontology annotation, molecular function: G protein-coupled receptor activity. Gene Ontology annotation, biological process: G protein-coupled receptor signaling pathway. NCBI's taxonomy places the organism in Eukaryota, Metazoa, Chordata, Leptocardii, Amphioxiformes, Branchiostomatidae. The record is from RefSeq and is a predicted model, not a curated record. The transcript is spliced from 6 exons. Gene Ontology annotation, cellular component: membrane.
CAUAUGGGAAACAAAGGCGUGAAACAGGUUCUUCGUUUCAUGUAGGUCCUGUAACAGCUGUCACAUGUACGUCUUUUCCACGCUCAUUUUUCACGCUUUAGUCUACGUGAAAAUCAGAUAUAGCACGCUGUUGUCAUAAUAGUGAAACACGCUACUGGUUGGAGUCUGGACGUUAUCUGGACCGAGUGUUUGAGUAACACAGUUUGGUGCUAUAUUUGGUACGCAAUGCGUUUGGAUGGACUGGAUACAGCUGGCAGCCUCCACCGCUGUAAGUUGGUGGUAUAGCCGGGCGACCAUCUCUUGAAAAAUGGCUGAGGACUACGAAUAUUACGGCAACACCAACGCGAGUUUCUCACCAUGGACGCAAGCGAACACUACAAGCGUGUACGACCACACUACAACAGCAGGUUUGGGGAACGGUAUGGAUGAGUUUAACAAGAGUUUCGCGGCUACAGUCGGCAGGAGUGUUGUAUUGGCGGUUGUCCUGUUGCUGUCCCUGGUUGGAAACGUUCUCGUUUGCUACGUUUUCGUCAGGAAACCCGUCAUUCUAGCGGACGUGGGGCAUCGCUUCGUCCUUAACCUGGCCUGCUGUGACAUAGGUAUUACUCUUCUAGUCAUCCCCUUCUCUCUGACGUCAUCCAUCUACAACCAAUGGGUGUUCGGUCCUGAGUGGUGCCAGGGUCAGGGGUUCAUCGGUAACCUGCUGUUCUGUGCGUCCAUCCUGACGCUGGCCGUGGUCUCCGUGGACCGCUUCUCCGCCAUCCUACGGCCGCUGCAGUACAACAGCACCUUCACGUCCAGGUGGUUCGGUCGGCGUCAUCGCUGCAGUUUGGGUGACUUCCGCAUGUGUCGCUUUACCACCGCUGGUCGGGUGGGGGAGGUACGGCUAUCAGGCCGCCAAGUUUCACUGCACGUUAUCCUGGCUGGAAGACAAAAACAUCAGCUAUGCUCCUUUCCUAAUCGUAGUAGCCGGGGCUGUGCCUAUCGUGGUAAUGUUAAUUGCCUACGGGUGGAUAGGACAGACUGCCUUCAGCCACAGACGCCGACUCAACAGGUCCAAAUACAGCCACAUUCCUGUAAUAAAGCGACGAGCGGGCCCACGUACCGCAAACAAGACUGCAAAGCCGCCAGGACGAUUUUCUGUAUAACCUCCGGGUUCGUGGUGUGUUGGGUCCCGUACCUCGUGGUCACGAGCGUGGAGCUAGGCGGUCUGGAGGUACCGGCAGACGUGGAGACGGCGGCGGUGUGGCUACGCUUCAUCGCCUGCGUCGUGAACCCCUUCAUCUACGGUUACAUGAACCGGAUCAUCCGCAAAACGGUUUGGAAACUGUUUAGAAGAAAGGCGGUGGAUCAGGGCACGAUUACGACUGUAGUAGGGACGGAUGAUCUCUGGAACUCCGCGACGGCUGCGCCGGCACAACUCACGGCAGCGAACACACAGACUUCCCGGCUCUCCAACGUGAACUUGAUAAACGACAGAGCCAAUGCGGAUAACAGAACAGUCAGAGAACAGGAACUGCGGAGGAGUGACACUGUUGUAAGGUUUGCUGACGAAGCGGACACGAUCGUUGCAGCGCCGAUAGAGGAACACAGUUUAGACAGGGAGGUUUCUGACGAACAGCGGCCAGAGGACCUACCAGGGGUCCCUCUGCCGACACCGUCUGAAUGA